CACGGCCAGGAGCUCAUAAGAAAGGGCAAACCGAAACCAAGGAAGGAUUCUACGAAGCUGUUUUGAACGAGCACGACCGUGUCUAAGGCGCAUAGAUGUGCAUGUAGGCUGCAACCGAUACGACCGAACAGGAACAUUUAAAACAACCGCUCCGGAUUUAUAUACAGAAAUUUAUUCAAGACCUGAAAUUAUAUAACAAGAGGACAGCCUACAUGCUGCAUUCAGGGAGUCAUUGACAAAUACACAGGCAUUCCGUGCACAGCCGUAUGAAUGAAUAUCAGUACAGUCUUAUGUAUAAUAUUCACUCAAGGAUUCGUGCUGUGUCGAUUGUAGACCCCAGCACAUACCGAGCCGAGGGGAACAGAAUUCGUCCAGCUUAGAAAGACUUCGAAACAGAUUUUUUAUGACUGGUGACGCCGCGAUUACCUCAGUGCCUAAAUCCUCACGGUAAGGUGCAUAUCUUUCCUUUGGAUACUCGCUGGUCUGCGAAGGAUAGAAACACAUUUUUCUUUAACUUCAAGUCCGGGUUUCCCCCACUAAUGCUCGAUAAAUUUAAACCCGUUCAUUUCGAUUCGGUAAUGGCAAUCAGCAAGACCGUGGAAUGGCUGAAGGAGCAGCUCGAGACGCGCAGGGACUGCCUGCUUCUGAUGGACUGCCGAACCCAGGAGCUGUACGAGUCGUCGCACGUCGAGACUGCGAUAAACGUGGCCAUCCCCAGCCUCAUGCUCCGGCGGCUAAAGAAGGGUAACCUACCGAUGAAGUCCCUCCUGGCGAACGGAGAGGACCGGGAGAAAUUCGCGCGGAGGUGCAAGACGGAUACCAUCGUGCUCUACGACGAAUACAGCCGAGAUUGGAACGAAAAUGUCGACGGGGGCUCGGUCCUAGGACUGCUGCUUCGGAGAAUGAAAGACGAAGGAUACAAGGCUUUUUACUUAGAAGGCGGCUUCAGCAAAUUUCAAGCCGAGUUCCCUGCCUUGUGCGACACGAAUUUGGACAGCUCGUCCGGCAGCAGCUCUCCGAGUGCCCACGUUCUAGGGCUAGGCGGCCUGCGGAUCAGCUCCGAUUCCUCCGACAUCGAGUCGGACAUCGACCGCGACCCCAACAGCGCCACCGACUCGGACGGAAGUCCCCUGUCGAACCCACAGCCCUCUUUCCCCGUGGAGAUCCUGCCUCACCUCUACCUGGGGUGCGCCAAGGAUUCCACCAAUCUGGACAUUUUGGAAGAGUACGGGAUCAAGUACAUCCUGAACGUGACGCCCAACCUCCCUAAUUUGUUUGAGAACGCCGGGGAGUUCAAGUACAAACAGAUCCCCAUCUCGGAUCACUGGAGCCAGAAUCUCUCACAGUUCUUCCCAGAGGCUAUCAGCUUCAUCGACGAGGCUCGCAGCCAGGAGUGCGGGGUGCUGGUGCACUGCCUGGCGGGAAUCAGCCGCUCCGUCACGGUGACCGUGGCCUACCUCAUGCAGAAGCUCAACCUCUCCAUGAACGACGCCUACGACAUCGUCAAGACCAAGAAGUCCAACAUCUCGCCCAACUUCAACUUCAUGGGCCAGCUGCUGGACUUCGAGCGCACCCUGGGCCUGGCGAGCCCCUGCGACAACCGCGUCCCGGCGGCCUCCCCCCAGGCCCCCCUCUACUUCACCACGCCCACCAACCACAACGUCUUUCAGCUGGACCCCCUGGAGUCCACGUGAGGGCCCCGUCCCGCUCCCCCCGGGGAAGGGCCGCCGCUCCUGAGAGACGUUCGCUCUCGUUUUCCUUUUUCCCGCUCGACCUGUCGAGAGGUCUCUGCGCGGUCGCCGCAGGUCAGCCUGAGUCAACAGGAAGGUCGCUGUAGUCCAGAGACGUUCGCUCUGCUUUCUUUGUUUCCCCCCCCUCGACCUGUCGAGAGGUCUAGCAGUCAGCCCUAGUCGACAAGAAGGCCGCCGCUCUGGAGAGACGUUCGCUCUCGUUUCCUUUUUCCGCCCGGCCUGUCGAGAGGUCUCGGUCGUCGCAGUCGACAGGGAGACCCAUCCUACUGGACGGACGUUCGCUCUAGUUUCUUUGUUUCCCCCUCGACCCGUGGAGAGGUCUCGGCGAGGUAGCUGAGGUCAGACCGGCCGCUGAGAGACUCGCUCGCGGGGGAGAGGGGAGGAGCGGAGCUUGUCCGCCUCCGUCCUGCUCUCGGACUGGGACUGGCGGAGUCAACCCGCCCAAAGCUGGCGUACGAGGCGGACCGAUGCAUGCACACAACAAGACUGGGAUGCCAAAGAGACAGUUGGUCAAAUACGGACAUGUUAUUAUUACGAACGUUGUUAUUAUUGUCAUUGUAACGGUUAUUACUCGCAAGCACUUGCACCCGCAGUCCUUUUGCUCAGCUUGGGUGUAAAUCUGUUGUCUUCAGUGAAGACGUCCCGGUUUUGGGGUGCAGCACCCCAGGUUUCGAGGGUACAGUGUUGGGCAAGCCACGUCAUUUAAGUGGAGUCGGAGAAACGUUUAUAUUUGUGUAUAUACCUGCUGUGAGACCUAAGAGGACCUCACGAAGACCAUGCCCUUUGCAGACGAGUAGUUCGUUUUUAUUUCCCUCUCUUCAAUUUUAUGCGAAUCUACGUAUUGAAUAUCGAUAUAUCGUUUUUUUUUUCAUAAGCCAAAAAAAUCUAUAGGUUUUUAAGAUUCUAAAUGUGCAUACAUGUAAUAUAUUCUGAUGUUUUGUUUACGUAUGGGUUAAAUUGAUAUGCUUUUCGCUUUUGAUCGCCGCCCACCCCCUCCCAACCACACACAAACAGGUGAAUCUGUCAGACUUGUUUUCUUUGCUUUCGUACAUAGAAGCAUUACUGCUACAACUGAAGCAAACUUUCACAAUUGAAGAACAUCCCCCCCUAACCCCCAAAUUUCCCAGUCCAUCACAAAAAAGUCACCUGCAAAACCGUCCCCAAAGCACUGCUGCAUUGGAAACUAAAUACACACGUACACACAUGUAUAUAUUUUAAUUGAGUUUGUAUUCGUUGGUGUUGCAGGCUGGGGUCAGAGAGUGCAUGCAGAUGUAUCAGACAUGCAGCGUUUGGCAGGGAGCGCCGUGUUGCGUUUGGGGGGUUGGGGGAGGGGUUCCAGCGAUACGUAAUUUCCCCCCACGUGUACAGCACGUCGAGGGGAACACCUCUGCUUGCAUUUCGGGGUCAGACUCGUCCUAACCGUCAUGAGUACAGAGAGGAACCAACUCUCUCUCUUCAGGGAUAACUGUAGAAAAUCACACUUUGAUGUCACGGUUGUUGGAGGUGCUGUCAUGGCAACCACGAGGGCAGCUCACAGCUGUGUGUGUG
Conger conger (European conger) is the source of this 3299-nucleotide messenger RNA. Its product is annotated as dual specificity protein phosphatase 6-like. Gene Ontology annotation, biological process: regulation of heart growth; protein dephosphorylation; negative regulation of ERK1 and ERK2 cascade. Gene Ontology annotation, cellular component: cytosol; cytoplasm. NCBI's taxonomy places the organism in Eukaryota, Metazoa, Chordata, Actinopteri, Anguilliformes, Congridae. The record is from RefSeq and is a predicted model, not a curated record. Gene Ontology annotation, molecular function: MAP kinase tyrosine/serine/threonine phosphatase activity; protein tyrosine/threonine phosphatase activity. The transcript is spliced from 3 exons. The coding region runs from base 540 to 1694 and encodes 384 amino acids.